UGGCGUGAACACUUCCUCAAAUUGUGGGACGCGCUUUGGCUGUUCCCGCGAGGCGCCUCACACCACCAACGCUGCUCUCUUCACGGAAUUACUCGCCCGAAAGCCCUUUUGUGGAGAGAAGAAACCGUAAAAGUGACACUAACUAAGUAACAGCAGCUACAGAGGCAGCAGCUAAUCCGGUAUAUAAGAGAGAGCCACCUGUGGGGCAGAAAUAAGGCAAAAGCCCUCGCCUCACCGUCCUCUGUAACAGCCUCAACCCCACCCCAUUGGGCUUACUAGAUUUGACCUGUGUGGAGGAAAUAACCAAAAAUUGAGAAAAUUCCCCGAUUACGCGCCGCUUCCCCUUGGUGGAGAAAGGCGGGGAAAGAGAAGAGGAAGAAGAAUAGUUUAGUAAAGAGACUGUGGUGAAAAACGUCAAAAUUAGCGCGAUAAUAUUAGUUGAUCAGCAAACAUGGCGUGUUGCCUAAGCGAGGAAGCCAAGGAACAGAAGAGGAUAAACCAAGAGAUAGAACGACAAUUACGAAAGGAUAAGAGAGAUGCUAGAAAAGAACUCAAACUACUGUUAUUGGGGACUGGAGAGUCAGGCAAAUCAACAUUUAUCAAACAGAUGCGUAUUAUCCAUGGUGCUGGUUACAGCGAUGAAGACAAGCGAGGGUUUAUUAAGCUGGUCUUCCAGAAUAUCUUCAUGGCCAUGCAGUCUAUGAUCAGAGCCAUGGAUCUUCUUCAAAUAUCUUAUGGAGAUUCAGCAAAUAUUGAACAUGCAGACUUGGUACGGUCAGUGGAGUAUGAGUCUGUAACUACAUUUGAAGAGCCAUAUGUGACAGCCAUGAAGUCCCUGUGGCAAGACACGGGGAUCCAGCACUGCUACGAUCGGCGCAGAGAAUACCAGCUCACAGACUCUGCAAAAUACUAUUUAUCAUCUUUAGACCGCAUAGCUGCCACGGACUAUGUUUGCACACUACAAGACAUUCUAAGAGUGAGAGCACCCACAACAGGCAUUAUAGAGUAUCCCUUUGACCUAGAAGAAAUCAGAUUUAGUUAUCUUGAUGAUUUGGAGCGUAUCAUAUCAUCGGACUUCUUACCGACCGAGCAGGAUAUUCUUAGGGCUCGAGUACCAACCACUGGGAUCAUUGAGUACCCCUUUGAUCUGGACUCAAUCAUCUUUAGGAUGGUAGAUGUGGGUGGUCAGCGAUCUGAGCGACGGAAGUGGAUCCAUUGUUUCGAGAAUGUCACUUCAAUCAUCUUUCUGGUUGCCCUCUCAGAGUAUGAUCAGAUUCUCUUCGAAUCUGAUAAUGAGAAUCGUAUGGAGGAAUCAAAGGCCCUCUUCAAGACUAUCAUUACCUACCCAUGGUUCCAACAUUCUUCUGUCAUUCUUUUCCUAAACAAGAAGGAUCUGUUAGAAGAAAAGAUCAUGUACUCACAUCUUGUGGACUAUUUCCCAGAAUUUGAUGGCACACGGAGGGAUGCCAUUGCAGCCCGAGAGUUCAUCCUACGGAUGUUUGUAGAGUUAAACCCUGACCCAGAGAAGAUAAUCUAUUCCCAUUUCACUUGUGCGACAGAUACCGAGAACAUACGGUUUGUCUUCGCUGCUGUCAAAGAUACGAUCUUACAGCUAAAUCUAAAGGAAUACAACUUGGUGUAACAUAGAGCUAUGUCCAACUGACUGAGAGUGUACACAAGGUGAAGUGACAGUAUCUUCCCUUCUCUUGAAAGGGGCCGUUGGCCAAGGUCAUCACUUCAUUGCCCUUACAUGGACACAUUAACAUUGUUUGAAACAAGACAUUUAGUACAUUGAAUAUAUUAAGUCAUAUUCAGUGUCCCAAAGUAAAAGGCUCAUUUUAUACUUUUUUGUUAUUUAUAUAUUUUUAAUAUUUCCAAAGAUUUGUAUGGGCCUCAUCUUCCCUGUUUGCUGAGCUAUGCUUAGCAGGGAUGGCUACUUGCAAACAACCUGACCAAGGGAUGUUUUGAUGCUAUUAAGCCUUCAUACUUUAUUAUACAGUUCCAUUUUGUGUAAUGUACGCCAUUUCCAGGUCCCCAGUUGCGUACACCAUCUGUUAUCCCAGUCUCAUACCCAGGAGGGGCGAAUGAACUGGUCUAAAAAACAAUUUAUCUCUCAUUUGCCAUGCUGCCAGACUGGUCGUCCCCUCCCCCCCUACCCAUGUCCCGUGCUCACUACCAAUGCUGCCAAUGAGUCCUGGGCUCCCUGGUGGUAAAGGUGCUCCCUAAGCCCCGAUUCAUGCGUGUGGAUAUGUGUGUGUCGCUUAAGCCACACUAAGCUGCUGCUACAUGUGCAUAACUUGGAGCUGAUGUUAGUGUGUGCAUUGAUAUACAUCUUGGGCUGACACACUCCAUACUUAACGAAAUAAUGCUCCAGCCUCUUUUUCUUGCCUUUGCGGGAAAGUUUGCUUGCCUUGCAGGUGAUUGUUAGGAUGUUUUGUGUUGGUGGCUUUUAUAUACUUCACAUAUAUAAACAUUAUGUGGUCUAACGUUCAUCUUAGUGUGUGAUAUUUUGUAGUUGAUUAUGAGAGGAGAUACCCAUCAUGUAUAGGCCUGCAAAGUUUCCUGGAGGUUAAGGAAGGAACUGUUAACUACCAAGACAUUAUGCACCUCCAGUGUUGAUUAAUACACCUGGACCUCAAGAAUGUAGACCACUGAAAACCAGCCAAAUGAUGCAGCAGCUUAAAACAGUGAGUCAUAUAGCGUCCAAAGUGUGAAAACGAUGUAAGCAAGAGUCAACUGAUCAACACGAUAAAUAUGAAGCUACACAACAAGAGUGAUGAAGGAAAACGAAGUACUGCAGUGCUUAGCAACUAAUGACUAACACUCAGUUAGUAACAAUCUGAAUUAUUCAGGUUUUUGAGUUUGAAAUGCUGCUGUCAAUUGGAACUGUGUCUAUCCCUGUAUGGGCACAAGUGCUUGUGAUAUGUUGGUGGUAGCAAAUCUGGCAUUUACAUGUGUCUCUAGGUAGUCUGUUCUAUCCUACCUGGUGACAAAACCAGCCAGACACUGACAUUAACCACCAAGUGACACAAGGCCAAUAGGUGAGGUGCUACAGACUAUAGGCUCUGAAGUAUGUACUCUUGCCUCGAAAAGUGCAAUUCAAAGUUAGCUGACUCGGAGCUGAGACUUAAGACACUUGUGGCUUAUGCGAAAGUGAGCCUAGACUGGUAUUUUUGAGUAUCACUAGCCAUUUACUGAUAAUCAUGCUUGUAUGUGACGUGUGUUCAAUGCAACCUGCGCACGAGGGUGUGCCUACAAAUGUGUCCAACACUGUCUCAGAUGAUAGUGUGCUGAUUAAAGAUAAUGCGUGAUGGUGGUGAUUGUUGAAUGCUGUUGAUGGUGACUGUAGACGGAAGUACUAGUCAGUAUGGGCGUGGGUGAAGACAAUUGCCCGCUGCUCAUGUUACUUGUAUAUAUGUGUCUGUAAUAAUAACUAUUAGGUGUAUGGGUGUGGAGAAGCCUGGCAAACCUGUAUGGGAUUGCUCCUGAUGAAGGCAGUGAAUGUGCAGAUGGAGAGAAAGUGAAAACAGACCAUGGACAAAGACGUUCCAAAAGCUUGGCGCACCCUAGCAAAAGGGCUGUGUGCUAAUUCUAGUCUCUGGUGCCAUUGGGUGUUUCAUACAAGGCAAGCCCAUCUUACUGUGGGCUGGUCUGAACCUGGCUAUUAUGGCAGACAAACAUGGAUCAGCUGGUGAGGGCAGAAGACCCACAGAUAACAGCUGAGAAGAGCAGGCAAAGUGGCUCACAUUGAAGCUUUGCCUGCAGCGUAGACUUAGCUCAACCCCAGCCAUGUGAAGUACGCACGAGACGUACAUGUGGCACGUGUGCUUCUGCUUGCAGGUUCUGCCAUGUUUGUUGGGCAGCUUGUAUAAUUAGUAGAGACUAGGGUAAUUACACACAGCCCUUGAAAAGAGCCUUUACCUUCCAAUCGUUUGUACACUUGUUGUUAUAUUCUAUUAACUUCAGGUUGCAUUUUGUCUAUUGUUUGUAGUAUGUACAGAACCAGUAAGGUAUUAUUUUUAUUCAUUAUCAUUACUUUUAUGAACUUGAAAGAAUGUGUUGACAGUAAUUAUCAAUCAUGUGUAUUAAAAGACUUGUUCUAAGGUUAAAAAAAAAUUGAAAACCCCAUAUGUACCAAAGUAUAACUUGACUUUAUUUUUAAAGUGGCCGACCUGUAGCAAGCGGCAGCAACGAGUGGAGGAGGCAUCAAGAAGGCCGCCUGCCACCCUGCCCUGGUUCAUAGCUUUCAGUCUUGCCUCCCGCCCUGCCCUCCCUGGGUCCUCCCCCGGCCCUGGGGGGCAUGGCGGUUUAGGCCCCCGGGCAGUUGUGGUGUGGUGGGGCCAGGGACCCAGUCUCCCCCCUGAAGGACCCCGGCCUCUCCCUGGCCUAUUGAAGGCAGGAUGUAGCCAGUACAAGCUAAGAGAUGCUUCUAAAGGUUACACCUUGCCUGGCUUCCUAUCAGUGCCCAACCGCCACACAGCGAUGGCUGGUUGGGCACAGGUGUGUGGGCAGCAGGAGGAAUAACCAUAAGGUCAACAAAACCCCUGCUGCCUACACUUCACCACCCGUCUUCCGCAUUGCUUCACCCACACCAACUCGGCUCACUCCACUACCCAUUAAGCUUCAAACCGGAAGAAUAAGGAGGGAUUUGUGUUUUAAGAAUAAAUAUUUAUUGAAACAUAAAA
Portunus trituberculatus (swimming crab) is the source of this 4685-nucleotide messenger RNA. RefSeq names its product guanine nucleotide-binding protein G(q) subunit alpha (gene Galphaq). Gene Ontology annotation, biological process: adenylate cyclase-modulating G protein-coupled receptor signaling pathway; phospholipase C-activating dopamine receptor signaling pathway. Bases 452 to 1642 code for a protein of 396 amino acids. Lineage: Eukaryota; Metazoa; Arthropoda; Malacostraca; Decapoda; Portunidae. Gene Ontology annotation, cellular component: heterotrimeric G-protein complex. Gene Ontology annotation, molecular function: G-protein beta/gamma-subunit complex binding; G protein-coupled receptor binding; guanyl nucleotide binding. The transcript has 9 exons. The record is from RefSeq and is a predicted model, not a curated record.